Molecule: messenger RNA, 2813 nt
Organism: Juglans microcarpa x Juglans regia
Lineage: Eukaryota; Viridiplantae; Streptophyta; Magnoliopsida; Fagales; Juglandaceae
Product: cullin-1
Exons: 20
Coding region: 222-2456 (744 amino acids)
Biological process (GO): ubiquitin-dependent protein catabolic process; protein ubiquitination
Cellular component (GO): cullin-RING ubiquitin ligase complex
Molecular function (GO): ubiquitin protein ligase binding
Source: RefSeq, a predicted model, not a curated record
UCUCUCUCUCUCUCUCUCUCUCUCUCUCUAAUCGCUCUGUGCCUCACACCUCAACAACUCCUUUUUCUGCGGUUUCACUUUUCUCAUCAACGCUCUGUCCAAGUUCUUCUUCGUCGUCGUCGUCGUCCUUGUAGCUUUUUUUAUGGUCUCGCUUCGAUAGGGUUUCUUCGCCAUUUCCAAUCUGAUUUUGGUUUUGGGCGAAGGAAUUACGGUGCUGCAUUAUGACUAUGAGCGAGCGGAAGACCAUUGACCUAGAACAAGGAUGGGACUUCAUGCAGAAGGGGAUCACGAAGCUGAAGAACAUUCUAGAAGGACUGCCUGAGACUCAGUUCAGCUCUGAGGACUACAUGAUGCUUUACACAACCAUAUAUAACAUGUGUACUCAGAAGCCUCCUCAUGAUUACUCCCAACAGUUGUAUGAUAAGUACCGGGAAUCAUUUGAAGAGUACAUAACUUCAACGGUAUUGCCAUCUAUAAGAGAGAAGCAUGAUGAAUUUAUGUUGAGAGAGCUUGUGAAAAGGUGGGGUAACCACAAAGUUAUGGUUAGAUGGCUUUCCCGUUUCUUCCAUUAUCUUGACCGAUAUUUUAUCGCUCGGAGGUCACUUCCUGCCCUUAAUGAAGUUGGACUUACUUGCUUCCGUGAUCUGGUCUACCAGGAGUUAAAUGGAAAAGUAAGGGAUGCUGUAAUUUCUUUGAUUGAUCAAGAACGCGAGGGAGAGCAGAUUGAUCGAGCUCUAUUGAAGAAUGUUUUAGACAUAUUUGUGGAGAUUGGAAUGGGGCAAAUGGAACAGUAUGAAAAUGACUUUGAAGCAGCAAUGCUUAAAGACACUGCUGCUUAUUAUUCGCGGAAAGCUUCUGUCUGGAUUCUAGAAGAUUCUUGUCCAGAUUAUAUGCUGAAAGCUGAGGAGUGCUUGAAACGGGAGAAAGAUAGGGUGGCUCAUUACUUGCAUUCUAGUAGUGAGCCAAAGCUAUUGGAGAAAGUUCAACAUGAACUGUUGUCUGUAUAUGCGACCCAGCUGCUUGAAAAAGAUUACUCUGGAUGCCAUGCAUUGCUUAGAGACGACAAGGUGGAAGAUUUGUCAAGAAUGUUCAGGCUUUUUUCUAAAAUACCUAAAGGUUUAGAUCCUGUUUCCAGCAUAUUUAAGCAGCAUGUUACUGCUGAAGGAACAGCCUUGGUCAAACUGGCAGAAGAUGCAGCAAGCAACAAGAAGGCAGAGAAAAAGGAUGUCGUUGGUUUGCAGGAACAGGUCUUCGUUAGAAAAGUGAUUGAGCUGCAUGACAAAUACCUUGCAUAUGUGAAUGACUGUUUCCAAAACCAUACUCUCUUUCACAAGGCACUCAAGGAGGCUUUUGAAGUCUUUUGCAAUAAGGGUGUUGCUGGGAGCUCGAGUGCCGAGCUACUUGCCACUUUUUGUGAUAACAUUCUUAAGAAAGGCGGGAGCGAGAAACUGAGUGAUGAAGCCAUUGAAGAAACUCUUGAAAAGGUAGUAAAGUUGCUUGCUUAUAUCAGCGACAAAGACCUGUUUGCUGAAUUCUAUAGGAAGAAGCUUGCUCGACGGCUUCUCUUUGACAAGAGUGCUAAUGAUGACCAUGAGAGGAGUAUUUUGACUAAGCUUAAGCAGCAAUGUGGUGGCCAGUUCACCUCAAAGAUGGAGGGAAUGGUCACGGAUUUAACAUUGGCUAGGGAAAACCAGACCAGCUUCGAAGAGUAUCUGAGCAAUAAUCCACAUGCAAGUCCGGGGAUUGACUUGACUGUAACUGUUCUCACUACUGGCUUCUGGCCAAGCUACAAGUCUUUCGACCUCAACCUUCCACCAGAGAUGGUAAAGUGUGUUGAAGUUUUCCGGGAGUUCUAUCAAACAAAAACAAAGCACAGAAAGCUUACGUGGAUAUACUCAUUGGGUACUUGUAACAUCAGUGGGAAAUUUGAACCCAAAACUAUGGAACUGAUCGUGACCACUUAUCAGGCUUCAGCCCUGUUGCUAUUCAAUUCCUCCGAUAGGUUGAGUUAUUCGGACAUCAUGACUGAAUUAAAUUUGACCGACGAUGAUGUUGUUAGAUUGCUCCACUCAUUGUCAUGUGCCAAAUACAAGAUUCUGAACAAGGAGCCAAACACGAAAACAGUAUCUCCUACUGAUUUCUUUGAGUUCAACUCUAAGUUCACUGAUAAAAUGAGGAGAAUCAAGAUUCCUCUUCCUCCUGUCGAUGAAAAGAAGAAAGUAAUAGAAGAUGUUGACAAGGAUAGACGGUAUGCUAUCGAUGCCUCAAUUGUGCGCAUCAUGAAGAGUCGUAAAGUUUUAUGUCAUCAGCAGUUGGUCAUGGAGUGUGUUGAGCAGUUGGGUCGCAUGUUCAAGCCCGAUUUCAAGGCAAUAAAGAAGCGUAUCGAGGAUCUGAUCACCCGAGACUAUCUUGAAAGAGACAAAGACAACCCUAAUAUGUUCAGGUACUUGGCCUAAUGUCGCCGUGUUGACUGUCACACAAUGAAUUGAUGCUAUUUACCGCUGCAAAUACAGUGAAGAAAGAGAGUCGGUUCAUGGUGAAAACAAAGAAGCAUAUGUAAAUGCCGGUAUGUGAGGUGCAGCUUUUGGCGAUUUGCUUAGAAGCAGUAGCAGAGAAUGCUUGUACAUUUUGCCUUCAAAACGAGGCAUGGACAACUACCCGUAAGAUUGUGCAUCCAUGCUGGAGAAAUUGUAUUUUGAUUGCAUAAAUUGGUUGGAAGUGCACCCUGGACUGGUCGGAUCCCAUCCUGUAAUUUAUUGCAGUCCCCCCCCCCCCCCCCCCCGGCUCCACUUUAGUUUAUGUUUGUUUGUUAA